CCUUUGAAAAUGUGCAGCAUAACUUUUUCAAGUUAUUUUAUCAAACGAGUAUUGUAACGGUGAACAUACCGAUACUUGGGACGAUAAAGCAGGAAAACGCCGUUUGAUAUCAGUAUGAUAUUCUAAGAAUUUGUUCUGCACGGAUUUCAAUUAGGGAAAGAUUGCGUCCGUAACCCCGUUCGUCUCCGCUCUCGUGUAUUUCGUUCGAAACGUUACUUUGCUGCGCGUCUGGUGUUGAACCUUUGUGACCAGAGCAGAAACGGCACCUCAUCAGUGUGGCGUCUCUCGGAAGGGAAGGGCACUCCUGUGUCGCCGAACAGACAGGGUCAGGAUGGAGGUGUCAAGGAGGCGGAUCUUACAGAAGCACCUGCAGCCAGCCAGACCACUGCGGCGCUGCAGUACUGACCAGGAUUCCUGCUUUAGAAAUGAGCCAUCUGCGUGUGGACAAGCUGGAGAAAAAACAAUGAACAGUAUUGGAGUGGAACAGUUUUUUGAAAUCCUCCAUCUCCAUACUCAGACACCACAAAAAGACUCCACCCCAACUAAAGUGAGGAUAUCUUACACUAGAGACUUCCUGAUUCAACUGGCCAGUUCCCCCAUUGCCAAAAGAAAACCGGACUUCUUACCAGAACAUCCUGUUGUUUUGGAAAAGGCGAGAGAACCUGGUGUGCCAUGGUUGGAGAAGAGGUUUGAUGAAAACAAUGACAUGCUUGCCUAGGCUAACAUGGAGCCAGGAAGUCUGGUUGCUGCUGCUGCUUUUCAAACCACACACCACUACAACUUGCUCUGCCAUUGAGUGAUAUACCAACAACAACAAAUCCCAGUUGAGCCCAGAACACAACAGGCAUGUAAUGCGUCCCAAAUAGCACCCUAUGUCCUAUUUAGUGCACUACUCUUGACCAGGGUCGAUAGGGUUCAGAUCAUAAACAGCCAUGACCAUGAGAGGUAUAUCUUUUUUUUUUAGUUCCUUUGACAAAUGUUGGUUCCUUUGGUGGACACAAACCUGAAAAUGUACCGUAGCCUACAUGUUUUAAAUUGUAUGUUUCAGUCUAAAAUAAUAAUGCGUGGUUGAAUGAUGUGCCUUGAUGCUAACAAAUGCCCCUUGCACUGUGUGAUGUUUACAUAUGGCAUAAUGCUAAUAACGCCUCAGUGGAGACCAUUGACUCUGAGUAACCUUACAACGACCUCCAAGACCAACACUACAUUCAUUUAACCCUUUCACUUUUUCAUAUUUUGGAGUAUGGGUGUUUUAGGUUUGAUAUUGUCACUGAAGAUUGAUUAUUGACUUAUAUCAACUAGUUGAAUGUUGAUGUAUAGGCCUGCUGCAUAACUUGUCUGUAUUCCCCCAUUGAAAACUGUUGCUUGAAAUGAUUCGGCUUCUAAGCCUGCCUUUGAACACUAUCCUUCUGAGGGUCAGUCCUGUAGUCACAUCAAAUAGUACAUCUCUCCCCCACUUCUCUGAGGGUCAGUCCUGUAGUCACAUCAAAUAAUACAUCUCUACCCCACUUCUCUGAGGGUCAGUCCUGUAGUCACAUCAAAUAAUACAUCUCUACCCCACUUCUCUGAGGGUCAGUCCUGUAGUCACAUCAAAUAGUACAUCUCUACCCCACUUCUCUGAGGGUCAGUCCUGUAGUCACAUCAAAUAGUACAUCUCUACCCCACUUCUCUGAGGGUCAGUCCUGUAGUCACAUCAAAUAGUACAUCUCUACCCCACUUCUCUGAGGGUCAGUCCUGUAGUCACAUCAAAUAGUACAUCUCUCCCCCACUUCUCUGAGGGUCAGUCCUGUAGUCACAUCAAAUAGUACAUCUCUCCCCCACUUCUCUGAGGGUUAGUCCUGUAGUCACAUCAAAUAGUACAUCUCUACCCCACUUCUCUGAGGGUUAGUCCUGUAGUCACAUCAAAUAGUACAUCUCUACCCCACUUCUCUGAGGGUCAGUCCUGUAGUCACAUCAAAUAGUACAUCUCUACCCCACUUCUCUGAGGGUCAGUCCUGUAGUCACAUCAAAUAGUACAUCUCUACCCCACUUCUCUGAGGGUCAGUCCUGUAGUCACAUCAAAUAGUACAUCUCUCCCCCACUUCUCUGAGGGUCAGUCCUGUAGUCACAUCAAAUAGUACAUCUCUACCCCACUUCUCUGAGGGUCAGUCCUGUAGUCACAUCAAAUAGUACAUCUCUCCCCCACUUCUCUGAGGGUCAGUCCUCUAGUCACGUCAAAUGGUGCAUCUCUCCCCUACUGUACUUUUUCUCAGUUUAUUCUAUAGUAGUUGAAUGUGAAUAACGGCUGUCUAAAUUAGCACAGAGUUAGUGAAACCCGCCGCCUUGACUUGCCUGUGUACAUAAGCGGUAGUUUAUUAUGCAACUUGUGUUCGGAGACUGUUGUGGUUCUAGUGUGGAAUGGGAAAAUUGAGUGCCUGUUUAUUUUUGAAGUGUAUUUAUUUUAUUUAUCCUUAUUUUGUUAUAAGCUAUUUGCCUAUCAAGGCUUCGUCAUGAUGGCGGGCUUCACUCCAAGAUGUUGGCUUUUUGUUGAUACAAGGCUGAGAGGACUUUCCUAUGCUAAUGUAAAGGGACUGCCAAAGUGUAACCAUCUAUUUUCAGAUAUGCAGUAGGUGCCCCUCCCCACAUUGAUUUUGACUUUCAAGUUGCACAUUGUGAAGAUAGCCUAUUUAAUUUUGUGUACUAUGGUGCACAUCCUCUCAUUCCUCCAAGACGUAUGAGCUGAUCUGGGAUCUGCCCUAAUAGCCCUGUACAUUUCUGUGCUCUUAUUAAAAAUAAAACAAAUUGUAUGACAAA
Messenger RNA from Oncorhynchus keta (chum salmon), 2790 nucleotides. It is a transcript of the gene gra, whose product is annotated as granulito. Gene Ontology annotation, biological process: negative regulation of translational initiation. The record is from RefSeq and is a predicted model, not a curated record. Gene Ontology annotation, molecular function: eukaryotic initiation factor 4E binding. Bases 332 to 718 code for a protein of 128 amino acids. NCBI's taxonomy places the organism in Eukaryota, Metazoa, Chordata, Actinopteri, Salmoniformes, Salmonidae. Gene Ontology annotation, cellular component: cytoplasm. The transcript has 7 exons.